Messenger RNA from Trifolium pratense (red clover), 3338 nucleotides. RefSeq lists its product as uncharacterized. The coding region runs from base 190 to 2943 and encodes 917 amino acids. NCBI's taxonomy places the organism in Eukaryota, Viridiplantae, Streptophyta, Magnoliopsida, Fabales, Fabaceae. The record is from RefSeq and is a predicted model, not a curated record. The transcript is spliced from 3 exons.
UUUUCCCUCUCACUCAACCAUCUACCAAAAAAAAAAAUGUCUUUCUUUCCCUCUCUCCAAACAAAAAUCCCCAAAUUUGAAAACUAAAGACCGCGUCCUCGCCGCUCUCACUCACUACUCAGAUUCACAAUCUUCCAUUUCAGUUACAAUUUUGAGCAACAACCAAACACCACAGGGACAAAUUAAAGAAUGGAGGAUAUGGUGAAAGCAGAGUUAGAUGAUGUCAAAGCAGAGCUGGAGAAGCUUAGGGCAGAAUGCCGAGUCAAAACACAACACAUCGAGAGUUUGAGGAAUGAUCGCGGUGUGCAAUUUCAAGAAAUUACGAACCUGGCUGAGAAACGAGCGUGUGAGCUUGAUUUGAAGUUGGAGGAGAUUUAUGAACUGAAGAGAUUUAAUGAGGAUCUCAAGUCGAGUUUGAAUGAAAAAGAAAAGCACAUUGUGCAUUUGAGUUUAGAGAAUAACAAUAUUCAAGCUAGGUUUGCUGAGAAGGUGUCAAAAUUGGAGGGAAGUAAUAGUGAGUUGGUUUUGGCUUUGGAUGAAAUUACUGCUAGAAACGGUUAUUUGGAGCGGAAUGUUUCUGCUAGCAGCGAGGAAAUUUCACGCCUCAAGUCACUGUUAUUGGUUACCGAGAAGAAGUGUAUAGAAGCCGAGGAGAGAGCUAGGCAAGUGGAGACGCUGAGGUUGAAAGAGGAUGUGAUAAUGCAAUUGGAGGAAGAAAAUACCACAGUGCAAGAUAAAAUUAAAUGGAGAAAUGAACAGUUUAAACAUCUCGAAGAAGCUUACCAACAGCUUAAAGUUCAGUUUCGAUCGAGCAAGGAGGAGUGGGAAACAGAGAGAUCUUCACUGGUCAGCGAAAUAUCUUCCUUGCAGACCAGUUUGGAAUCUCAGACAAGAACUUUGGAGGGUCUUCAAUCUCGUUUUGAGAUGUGUAACCAUGCAUUGGCUUGCGAAGAAAGCAAGAGGAAACUCUUGGAGGCUGAAAUGUCCGAGUUCAAGACUAGCUUUGAGGAUGUGUAUGGUCAGUGUGAAGAAAAGAAAUCUGAGAUACAACGAUUGACGGUUCUGAGGAAUGAGGAAAUAGCUGAGCUAAGAAACUCACUGGGAGCGAAAGAGACUCUUGUAAAAGAAUUGGAAAGGAAAAUUGUUUACCUUGAGCAAGAUAACCAGGAACUGGGAGAUUCACUUAAAGAAUUUAGAGAAGCUCAAAUUCGUGAUGCCGGAGGAAAUUCUAUGACAUCAAAGAUUCGCAACAAGCUUAGAAAGUUGGAGGAGGUUCAUAAAAACUGUUCUGCAAUUCUCAAGUCUAAAGAAUCCCAAUGGGGUGAUCAGAUAGCUAAGAUGGAAGCAGACAUUAUUGGUUGCAAAUAUGCACUGACCAAUAAAGAACAAGAAAUUAGGGAGCUUCAGAUGGAGUUGGAAAAUUGUUCUUGUGCCAUCGUAGAGAAUCAUAUUGAACUGUUGAUCUUUAAAUCAGUAGUUGCUGAGGCUUACUACAAAUCGUUCGGUACAGAAACUGUUAAAGAAGUUUGUGUCAAAGAUAAUGAAGAUAUGAUUCUAAAUUUUACUGAGCAAUUGAGAGUGAAAGACAAAUCUCUAAAAACUCUGGCACAACAACAAUUUCUGUUGGAGGAAGAGCUUGAACAACAGAAGAAAUUGCUUGAGGAGUCAUCUGCAGGUCAACUCAUAUUGAAAGAGCAACUCUUGAAGAUGGAAAACACACUCAAACAUGAAAGAAAUGUCGCAUUUGAGGCUCUAGAAAUGCUAAAAAAUGAAAUGACCAGUAAAAAUGAUGAACUAUCUCGAUUAGAUUCUGAAAUGCAGAAAUGGAAGUCUACUGCUGAAACUCUUAAAGUUUCCUAUGAAGAAAUUCAGGGAACCUGUAAAGAGAUGGAAACUUCUCUUCUGUCACGGAUUGAGAAUGAGCAAUCCCUUAAGCAGGAGAACAAAAACCUUCUCUGCAUUGUCAAGGAUCAGGAGAGGGAAACUGAAGACCUUCAACUGCAGGUAGCUUUACUGGAAUCCUGCAAUGCAGAGAAAACAAAGGAAGCAGAGAGGUUUAAACAAGAGAAAGAUGAACUUGUUGAAGGAGUAAUGGAGAAGGAUGGUUGCAUAAAAGGUCUUCAGAAAGAUAUAGUCGUUGCGAACCUGAAGCAAGAGUCCAUGAAAAAAGAAUUAGAAGAUGCUGUUCUUUCACAACUGGAUGCACAAAAAGCCCUAGAGCAGGUAGAAGAUCUUCUUUGGAAGACUAAAGGUGAGAAAGAUCAAACUACAAAACAGUUUCAGGAGCUAGCUAAAGCAUCAGAACGAGAUUUAUCGGAUGCACUGUGUUUCUCUUUUUCAAAACAAGUGGAAAAGUUGGUUGAGGUUAGUAUGCUUACUGAGGCUUUGAAGAAUGCAGAACUCCUGACAAAGCUAGAAAUUGAAGAGAAGAACACAAGAAUAAUGAAAUUGGAAUUCGAAAUUCACAGUUUGCUUGAGAAUUUGACACACACUGAAGAAUCAUGUUCCCAUUUAAAACAUGAAGCUAAGCAGUUUCAAACAUCAUUGGAAGCAAUGGAGUUAGAAACUAAAAAGUUGACGAAUGAAAAGCAUGAGAUGGAACAGAUGAUUACAGAGAUCAAGUUUGAGAAAGUAAAUUUGCUUGAAGACAUUAUGAAAUUAUCGACAGAAAGGGAAGAUAUGUUGGCACAUAUAGAAUACAUGUAUGACAAACUUGGAUAUUUGUCCGAGGAUAUGCAGUUGGUGGAGAGACUGGGAAAUAUCUUGGAUACUUCUAUAGAUGAUGAAAAUAAAACAACAAUGGAUUCAUUAGUUUGUGAUAAGCUACAUGGUUUUGGUCAAGAUAGUGCAAAUGGUCUUCUUUUUCCUCCCGCAAAUAAAAAAAUUGAAGAAAAUUUUGAUGAGCGAUCGCCAUUGAGAGAGGUUAACAGUUUGCAUAUGUAGAUCAGAAAAGAAAUUCGUGUUGUUGCGGAAGCAAACACCAAAAGGUUUUGGUUGUUUCUCAAGCAAGCUGAAACUAUACCAGGAACUUUGAACACCUUACUUCUGCUCUAGGAUAUGGAUAAUUAGAUAGUGACAUCACUCAUGUAUUUUGUUGUUUCACUAAUUGACACUGGCGCACACGUCGGAGAUGUUUGGGAUUAGUUGAAUGUUAACUCUGUUGAACAAUGUUGGAAAUUUUUUCUGAUUCUUGGUUCUUGUACUCCAAGUCUAGUCAAUGAUUGAAUUCUUUUAUAUUUUGAGCUGUAGUUGCAUUAUCAUUAUUAUUAUUGCUCUACGUAAAUUUGAUAAUAAUACUAUUAUAAAGAUUGUUUAAUUUUAGUGAAUAUAAAGUAAAA